Molecule: messenger RNA, 571 nt
Organism: Osmerus eperlanus (European smelt)
Lineage: Eukaryota; Metazoa; Chordata; Actinopteri; Osmeriformes; Osmeridae
Gene: sst1.2
Product: somatostatin 1, tandem duplicate 2
Exons: 2
Coding region: 60-416 (118 amino acids)
Biological process (GO): regulation of cell migration
Cellular component (GO): extracellular region
Molecular function (GO): hormone activity
Source: RefSeq, a predicted model, not a curated record
GUACCUUUCUCGGGUCCAGUUCAGUUCCGCUCAGCCUGUGCCGAUACUGUUGUGUUGCGAUGAAGUUCUGCCAGAUCCAGUGUGCCUUGGCCCUGCUAGGCCUUGCCCUGAUGCUGUGUAACCAUGGCGCCACCUCUCAGCCUGAUCUGGACCUCCGCCAUCGCAGACUGCUCCAGAGAGCCCGUGCCGUUGGCGUGGCCACACAGGACUGGAGUAAGCGGGCAGUGGAGGAUAUCUUAUCCCAGCUGUCCUUGCCUGAAGCAGAAGCCCAGGAGAGUGAGGUCUCCACUUCGGGGGCUAAAGACGACCUGCGUGUCGAGCUUGAGCGAUCGGUGGACAGCCCAAACAACCUUCCUCCCCGUGAGCGCAAAGCCGGCUGCAAGAACUUCUACUGGAAGGGCUUCACUUCUUGCUGAGAUCCUGCCUACCUUCAGUGACCCUGCUGCUAAUCACUCCACACGACAGAAUCCUGGACUUGCACCUGACUACUGCAAACAAUCAACAUAUGUUUUGAACUAAAUUCCUGAAAUCAAGAGAAUGUACCUGUCUAAUUUAUGAAUUAAAAGAUAAA